AUGGCGACGCCUGACUUUGGUCGGCUACCCGAAUUCAGCGGCAGCUCCGGCUCCUGGAGAUCCUGGUAUGGGAGGCUACAGUUCUUCUUCGAGGCUAACGACAUUACGGACGCUUCCAAGAAACGUGCUCAUCUGCUAACGUUAUGCGGGGAACAGACUUACGACGUCGUCUGCGCCCUCGUUCAACCCAAGCAGCCCAACCAAGUGAGCUACGAUGACAUAGUCGAGAUGCUCAAGGCUCACUUCGAUCCACAGCCGUCUGAGGUCUUCUGCAGGGCACGCUUCCAACGUCGUGACCAACGGCAUGACGAAACGGUCAGUGAUUACGUAACAGCGCUCAAGAAGCUAGCAGCAGAUUGCAAUUUUGAAACAAGCGUAGACGCUGCGGCGAAUCCAACAAUGCUGCCGCUUGAUGUAAUGCUGCGUGAUCGUUUCGUUUGCGGUCUUCGGAACGGGCAGGUCCAGCAACGGCUGUUCGCAGAAAAGGACUUGACAUUCAAGAGAGCCUUUGACAUUGCACUGCGAGCUGAAAACGCCGUCGAAGAUCAGAAAAACGUGAAAACGGAAUUCAAAGAGAUUCACGAAGCCUGCACAAGUAUCCGCAAGACAGAAAAUCAACGUCCCUCUAGUGCCUCUGCCCAAAGGAAGAAACAACAAUGUUGGCGUUGUGACGCGCAGCAUAGUCCGGACACUUGCAAGUUUCAGACAGCUUCCUGCAACUACUGCAAGAAACGUGGACACAUUGAAAAGGCCUGCCUGAAAAAGCGGAAAGAGGCAAGAACAAACAAGAACAACAUCGAAUUUCCCCGACAAGGAACUUCGACAGUGGCCUCAGCACCAGUCACGACUCCAAAGGAUUCACCAGAACGUCUCGAUGAACCCUGGCCACCAGGCGACGUACUAUUGUUCGAAGCUUUGUCGAGACCUCCGUUCACUGCUACAGAGAUAGCACGUCUGACACAAGAAGACAGCAUCCUGCAGAGGUUGUACAAGGCAGUGCAGGAUGACACAGUGGAGAAACUCACUGGAGAUGAGUUCACUCCUUACCGACGACGAGCGACCGCACUAGCAUUUCAUCGCGAGUGCCUCACACUUGGAUCACGGGUGAUCAUACCGAGCUCAGCACGAUCCCACGUUCUGGCACUUCUGCACGCUGGUCGCCGAGGCAUGGUAGCCAUGAAGAAGUGCGCAAGGAGCUACGUAUGGUGGCCCGGAAUCGACAAGGUUAUCGAGGAAACGGUGCGACAGUGCCGUGAAUGCCUCUCAACGCAGAAGAGCCCACCCAAAGCUCCUAUUCCCUCCUGGGACCGUCCCAAGACACCAUGGCACACGGUGCACGUUGACUUCGCGGGGCCACUACUCGGGCGCACCUACUUGGUUGUUGUGGAUGCACACACAAAGUGGGUGGAAGUCCGGCACGUGACGCAAGCAACAUCCGCGGUUGUCAUCGAUGUGCUACGAAGCAUCUUUGCUACGUUUGGCAUUCCCCGAAAGGUCGUCUCCGACAACGGAAAAGCCUUUAUUUCGAACGAGAUAAGGCAGUUCUAUACUGCAAAUGCUUGUGGCUUGUUGGACGCCGAUCGCUCGGGGCAACGCGUCGCCUGGCUCGUUGACGUCCUCAACGGUAGCUGGCCCACGCCAUGUCACGGCCUUCUGCCGCAGCAGCAGCAGGAGGGUAGCGGUCGCUUCGAAGCUCCGCAACAGAGCCGCAGCUCUCAGCCGCCGCGUUCGUCCCAGCAGCACACGGGGUCAUGCCAGCCACCCGGAACGGCAGCAGUACUAGCGGCCCAAGCAAACUGGAACUCACAGCCACACGGGACGUCAGCCGGAACAGCGGAACCUCGCCUGGUCCCUGGGCCAGUCACCCAGCCGGAGUCCAGGACAGUACAGCGCCUGGAGGACGUCGCCUAG
Messenger RNA from Rhipicephalus sanguineus (brown dog tick), 1911 nucleotides. RefSeq lists its product as uncharacterized. The record is from RefSeq and is a predicted model, not a curated record. The transcript has 2 exons. NCBI's taxonomy places the organism in Eukaryota, Metazoa, Arthropoda, Arachnida, Ixodida, Ixodidae. Gene Ontology annotation, biological process: DNA integration. Gene Ontology annotation, molecular function: nucleic acid binding. Bases 1 to 1911 code for a protein of 636 amino acids.